Molecule: messenger RNA, 1410 nt
Organism: Daldinia childiae
Lineage: Eukaryota; Fungi; Ascomycota; Sordariomycetes; Xylariales; Hypoxylaceae
Product: 1-phosphatidylinositol phosphodiesterase
Exons: 1
Coding region: 1-1410 (469 amino acids)
Biological process (GO): lipid metabolic process
Molecular function (GO): phosphoric diester hydrolase activity
Source: RefSeq, a predicted model, not a curated record
AUGACAGACUUAACUAUUCGUAACCUCACAAUCACUCCGUUAGAGCUUAAGCUCGUGGAGCGGUUUGAAGGACAACCCUCAUCCGGUCGUCAUACCCCCGUCGGUAACAUCACGAGCAAGAUUACUGGUAUUUUCAACUCUACAUCUAUUGCGUCUCAUGUCCGCAUCCAGGGCGAGGCUAAGGACCGCCGUGAUGUUUCUAUCCUUAUCGGACGCUUUGAGACCCGGAUUACGGAUGUUCGCGCGGCUGAUCCGGGCCGAGAAGUCAUUCGCUUGACUUUCGAGUCUGAAGGGCACCGAUAUCAAGUAGACGUGCCGAGUGCUUCACAGCGCAGCACGGUCAUGACGAGGCUAGAUGGUGCCCCCAACGAAUACACAAUUGUCUACGUACAGGCCGGUAGUUGUCUUGCCAUAUUCAGUUCUGCUAAUCUCUCGAGUUGGAUGCGAGAGCUGCGCGACGAAUACCCUUUAUCGGCUCUGUCUAUACCGGGUACACAUAACAGUCCGACUUGUCACGUCGCACUGCCUUCAGUUAGAUGCCAAGCGGUCAACGUGCGUGAACAGCUGGAGAACGGUGUGCGGUUCUUCGAUAUCCGCGUAAACGUCAGCACAGGUUCUUCGGAACUGACACUUGUGCAUAGCGCGUUCCCUAUCUCACUAACGGGAAACAAAUACUUCAAGGAUAUGCUGGAUGUUAUUUACUCCUUCUUAGACGCUAAUCCGUCUGAGGCCCUUAUUAUGAGUGUGAAACGUGAAGGUACUGGUAAAGGCACCGACCAGCAGCUGUCCAAGAUCCUCAAGGAGCGCUUCUAUGAGGAUGGAAAACGAUGGUACACGGAACCACGUAUUCCAAAGAUUAGCGAAGUACGAGGUAAAAUUGUGCUACUUAGGCGGCACCAUAACGACCCAAGCCUGAAUGGCGAAUGGGGAGGUCGAGGAUGGGCACUCGAUGGUAGUGUCUGGCCGGACAACUGUGAAAAUGGACUGCUCGGAAGUGGCAUUGCUCGUAUACAAGAUUUCUACGAGAUUGACCAGAAUAAAAACAUUCAAACGAAAAUUGAGUUUGCGCGAGAGCAUCUCGAACGCGCAGCUGAACCAGUAUACCCCCUCCCAGGACGGGAAGGCUAUGAGGAGAACGCACCGGCUCAGCCCUUCUAUGUGAAUUUCUUAAGUGCCAGCAAUUUCUUCAAUACUAACUGUUGGCCCGAGAAGAUUGCGGCCAAGGCAAACCCAGCCAUCAUCGAGUAUCUAUGUUUACGACACGGGGCUGAUGGCAAGGGGCCGAAAGGCCUGAAGGUGGGUGACGGGAGCACUGGUGUGGUCGUUACGGAUUGGGUUGGCCAAGAUGGCGACUGGGAUCUUAUAAGAUGUAUUGUCGGUUGGAAUGCAAGAUUGCAGUUAAAGCAAUAG